This is a messenger RNA of Cryptococcus wingfieldii CBS 7118, 477 nucleotides long. Its product is annotated as clathrin assembly protein. The coding region runs from base 1 to 477 and encodes 158 amino acids. The record is from RefSeq and is a predicted model, not a curated record. The transcript is spliced from 6 exons. Gene Ontology annotation, cellular component: intracellular membrane-bounded organelle; AP-1 adaptor complex. Gene Ontology annotation, biological process: protein transport; vesicle-mediated transport. Lineage: Eukaryota; Fungi; Basidiomycota; Tremellomycetes; Tremellales; Cryptococcaceae. Gene Ontology annotation, molecular function: clathrin-cargo adaptor activity.
AUGAUCAACUAUGUCAUGCUUGUCUCCCGGCAGGGCAAAGUGCGUUUAGCAAAGUGGUUCCAAACCCUGCCGCCCAAGACGAAGAACAAGAUCGUGAAGGAUGUGACCCAAUUGGUGCUUGCUAGACGCACGAGGAUGUGCAACUUCCUCGAGUACAAGGACACCAAGGUCAUUUACCGCAGAUACGCUUCCCUCUUCUUCAUCACCUCCAUCUCGCCAGGCGACAAUGAGCUCAUAACGCUUGAGAUCAUACAUCGUUAUGUGGAGGUGCUGGAUAGAUACUUUGGAAAUGUGUGCGAGCUUGAUUUGAUCUUCAACUUCCAGAAGGCGUUCGCUGUGCUCGACGAGCUCAUCAUUGCGGGGGAAAUACAAGAGUCAUCAAAGAAGACCGUCCUCAAGAUUGUUGCCCAGUCUGAUGCUAUUGAAGAGGGUGAGUUACUGCUCACAGACCUGAAGGACAGUGGCCUCGCUUUCUAG